CGCUUGACUGUAACACGCACGGGAUUCAUAUGGGCAGAAUGUAAAAGUACGGAGAGCCAAUAACUGCUUUAAUGACAACCGGAUCCUCCUUGACGAUGAGAAGUGCGCUGCGCCUUGACGUGCCAUCUCACCUUAAUACGCAUCGGUGUAACAUUCCGUCUAGAAAGACGUUAUGAAGUGUUACGGGCUACAUCGUCAAGCAAACGGCAUUUGAAGGAGAAACUGGGCUUAUCGAAGACGAGGAGCUAUAGCUGCUGGACUACUUGCCGCCCAUCACAACCAAAGGAGAGCAGCUGAAACGGAUCAUAGAGCCAACAGCCAGCCAACCCAGGACGAGGAAGAGAAGAGCUGCGAUAGGAGACUCAGGGGAAUUUUUCCUUUUUCUGACACGACCAUUGUUGAGGACUACAAGAGAGAGAGAAAAAAAACGCUCUACAGGGACACGCAGCCUGGCACAGCAACCCCCGUCCUCUUCUCUGAGUCACAUCAGGACGUGCCACUAAAGUUGGCUCAAUAUUUGAACAUUUGAAUGUUUAACAAAUCGGGGCCAAAAAAAAGUCUUUCUGGUAUUUUUUUUCCUUUUCCUUCCUCUCUGAUUGAUUACCGGGGAGGGGAUGUCUUGACUCGGUGUCAGAAGAGGAGAACCCAUCAUCUGUGUUUUCAUCGUUGAACUAUAGAGGGAGAGAGAGAGAGUGAGAGAGAGAGCCUUUUUCGGAAGCAGGAGUGUAAAGAUCAUGGGCGCUGUGGCCCAACAUGGCUCCUGUCCAGUGAGUCCUAAAGCAGCUCCCAGGGCCCGAUGAGGGGCCCCAGCCCCAGCCCUCUCCGGGGCCGGCACUUCCACUGCCGGGAGUGGGCCCUGGAGAAGCUGCGGAGAUGCCUGGACGCCCGUGGAGGCGGUGGUGGCGGCGGAUUAGGUGGCGGUGGGGAGAGCCGACUGGUGUCAUCGUCCGCAUCGGCAUCGGCAGCCGCGGUGGGAGUGCUAAUGACAGGCGGCCCCGGCGCGGGCAAGACGGCUCUGUGCACGGAGCUGGUGUGGCCCCAGUCGGCGGCGGGCAGGGCCUCGGGCCUGGCGCCGCGCUGCCUGGCCUGGCACUUCUGCCAGCGGGAGGACGAGGGUAGCGUGGCCGUCUGGAGGUUCGUCCUCAGCCUGGUGGAGCAGGCCAGGGCCAGCGCGCUCCUGCCCCCGGCGUAUGCACACGCGCUGGGCAGCCCCGACGUGGCGCCCACCCUGGAGCCUCUGCACUGCCAGCGAGAUCCGGACGACACCUUCAGAAGGGCUUUUCUGGAGCCGCUGUCAGACCUCCCCACUCCACCCCAGAGUGUGUUUGUGCUGGUGGACUCCCUGGACUCCGGCUAUGGGUCUGGUCUCAGGGAGGGCGGUGGUGGUGGUGGGGGCCUGACGACCACGUCAACGCCGGCCUCCUCCUCCACCUCUACCUCCUCCUCCUCCCACACCUCCCCCAUCAUGGCCAGUCGGAGCGGCUCCAUCGCCGAGCUGCUGUCCAGACACCUCCACCUCCUGCCCAGAUGGCUCCUGCUGGUGUGCUCCGCUCGCCGCCAGAACAGGGCUCUCUGCAAGAUGUUCUCAGGUUUCCGGCGCCUGUGCCUGGACGACCUGCGUAAGCCCCCGGCGGUGCGCGACGUGCAGCAGUACAUCCUGCGGCGGCUCGACCAGGAGGGGGCGCUCCGCCGGCAGCUGACGCCCGACACGGCCGACAUGCUGAACCUGCUGCACAUCAAGAGCGGCGGCUGCUUCCUGUUCCUGCAGCGCGUCCUAGACGGUGUGGCGGCCGGCCUGGUGGGCCUGCGCGAGAUCCGCGACAUCCCCGGCACCCUCAACGGCCUCUACCUGUGGCUCUGCCAGCGCCUGUUCCCGCGCCGGCUCUUCGCUCACGUCCGCCCGCUGCUCAACGCCCUGCUGGCCUCCCCCAAGCCGCUCACGCCCGCCCAGCUCUACGCCGUGGUGUGGACCCAGGACACGUCCCUGCGUCUGGACGACUUCCAGACCAAGCUGGGCGCUCUGUCCUCGCUGCUCAUCGACGGGCCCGGAGGAGGCAGCAAGCUCCUGUUCCACAGCAGCUUCGCCGAGUGGCUGACGGACGUCAAGUACUGCACGCAGAAGUACCUGUGCAGCGCGCAGGAGGGCCACCUGAUGCUGGCCAUGGCGCUGUCGCUGCAGGCCAGGAGCCUGUCCACCGAGGAGACCUGCAUGCUGGGGAGCCACCUGCUGAGCAGCGGGGCGCACUCGGGCGACACCGCCCUGCUGGCGCUCUGGAUGGUGUGGACCGGGGUGCCGUCCCUGCGCAGUGUCGUUGAACACGGCUGUGGUGGUGGCGGCCGCGGAAGGGGGGACGACAACAACAGAAGAAGGGACUCGCUGAACCUCAAUGUGUCUCAGACUCAAGGGGCGGCGACGACGACACCACCGGUGGUGAUCCAGCAGGAGGUGCUUCAGCUUCUGAUGAAGAGCGGGGUGUUCCCGCCGACCUGCUCCCCGGACAACGGCCCCAGCGUCGGGGUGCACUGCGCCGGCAGCGGCAGCGGGGUGGUCCGUCGGGCCCUCCAGAGGGAGGACUCGGUCCGGGCGCUGCUGGACACGGGGGUCAGCGUCAACCGGACGGACCCCUCCAACGGGCGCACCCUGCUGGCCUCGGCGGCCCACGCCGGCUCGCCGGACGUGGCCGCCCUGCUGCUGUGCCGCGGAGCCGACCCGCUCCUCCGGGACCACCAGGGCCAGACGCCCCUGACGCUGGCCGCCAGGCAGGGCCACGUGGGGGUGCUGCAGGUGCUGCUGGACUGGGCACAAGACCAGCACGGGGGCCUGGAGGAGGCCGCCUCGGCACGGACCAUGCUGGAGCAUUCGGACAGCGAGGGUUGGACUGCCUUGCGGUCGGCGGCGUGGGGUGGGCACGCGGAGGCGGUCAGGCUGCUGCUGGAGGCCGGGGCGGACGUGGAUGGGUGCGACGCGGAUGGACGUACCGCGCUCAGGGCAGCUGCCUGGGGAGGCCAUGAGGAGAUACUACUCAACCUGCUGGACCAUGACGCACAGGUGGACAAGACGGAUCGCGAGGGCCGCACGCCGCUGAUCGCUGCCGCCUUCAUGGGCCACAAGGAGGCGCUGGAGAUCCUGCUGGACGCGGGGGCCCAGGUGGACCUACCCGACGGGGACGGACGCACCGCCCUCUCCGUGGCUGCGCUUUGUGUGCCGGGCGGGGGCCGAGGCUAUGGGGAGGUAGUGAGCCUGCUCCUGGAUCGCGGUGCCAACCCGGAGCACCGUGACCGCGACGGCAUGACGCCGCUGCUGCUGGCCGCGUACGAGGGUCACGAGGAGGUCCUGGAGCUCCUGCUGGAGGCCGGGGCGGACGUGGACGAGACGGCCGCCGCGAGCUCCAAAUCGUCGCCAUCGUCCCCAGUGGGCUCCUCCUCGUCCUCCUCCGUCACCCCGCUCCUGGCGGCGGCGUCAAUGGGCCACGCGGGCGCCGUGAGCCGCGUGCUAUUCUGGGGCGCGGCCGUGGACGCCAUCGACGCCGAGGGACGCACGGCCCUGUGCCUGGCGGCGGCGCGUGGCAGCGUGGAGGUGGUGCGCGCCCUGCUGGACCGCGGGCUGGACGAGAACCACAAGGACCACCUGGGCUGGACGCCGCUGCACGCCGCAGCCUGCGAGGGCCACCGCGCCGCCUGCGCCGCGCUCACCGAGAGGGGCAGCAUGGCGCGCGUGGGCGAGCUGGACGUGGAGGGCCGCACUCCCCUGAUUCUCGCCGCGCAAGAGGGCCACUGCGGCACCGUGCGCCUUCUGCUGGACCGCCACUCGCCCAUCGACCAGCGCGACUACGACGGCCACUCGGCACUCUCGGCGGCCACGCUCCAAGGCCACGGGGACGUGGCCGAGCUGCUGAUGAGGCGCGGGGCGGACACGGACGUGCGCGACGCGGAGGGCCGACCGCUGCUGUACCUGCUGGUGCUGGAGGGGCGGCUGGACAUGGCCGGCCUGCUCAUGGAGAAAGGCGGGGUGCCGCUGGAGUCGCGCGACUCGGAGGGCCGCACGGCGCUGCACGUGGCCACCUGGCAGGGCAACGAGGCGGCUCUGGGGCUGCUGCUGGGACGCGGCGCCGACCCCAACGCUCGGGACUCGGAGGGGCGGACGCCGCUGCACUCAGUGGGGUGGCGGGGCCACGCGGAGGCGGGGCGGCUGCUGCUGGAGGCCAGGGGCGUCAUGGUGGACCUGGCCUGCCACCAGCAGGGGGCGACGGCGCUGUCCAUCGCGGCGCAGGAGGGCCACGCGGAGGUGGUGGCCGCUCUGCUGCAGAGGGGCGCCAAUCCGGACCACAUAGACUCGUACGGGCGCAGCCCCGUGAAAGUGGCCGGGAAACGGGGACACUACGACAUUGUGCGCCUACUGGAGAGCUACGGAGCCAAGCCCUACCCUGGUCUCCUGCCUCUCGUACUGAGUGGCGGCGGCCGCCACGGCAACAACAACAACCCAGGAGUCUCCCAGAGCUCCACGGUGAAGACCCAGUCCUCGGCCAGCUCGGGGAGCACAGGGGAAGGCCGUGGAGGAGGAGGGGGAGGCACGGGCACCUCGUACCCGGGAGCCUCCUCCGCCUCCUCAGCCUCGGCCUCCUGCUCCCCGGCCUCCACGGCGGAGCGCUUCCACUCCAUGCAGAGCUCGCACGCCUCCUCCUCCACCUGCCACUCGCUGGCAACGGUGCAGACGGUGCCCGCCGACAGCCUGAGCUUCACGCAGCAGAUCCAGCAGCACUCGUUGCCGCGCUGCCGCAGCCGGCCCUCCACCCUGCCCCCGCCGGGCUCCACGUGCCCCAGCCUCCAUGGUAGCACCAAGCGGAGCCAGAGCCAGCUCACCAAAGGCGGAUGCAAAGCCCCUCCGGCUGACAUACAGCAGUACUUCCCCUCGGGACUCCUGCUGGACUUGAACCAGCCCUUCAAGGGCCUCCUGGAGUCGCUGGGGGGAGACUUUUCCGCCAAGCCCAAAAUGGAGAGUAUUUUAGGGGAGGACUUGGUUAAGGGUUCCCCACAGCAGGUUGGUGGUGGUGGUGGUGGUGGUGGUGGAGGGGGAGGAGGGGGGAAGUGGAACUCUGUCAUGGCGUCCCUGGGCGUGUCGCCGGGGCUGGAGGGUGCCACCCGACCCGUGAAGAUCAGGGAUAGCCCACCCCUGGGGUACCCGCCCCUAAGCCACCACCAGGGGGACACUUGGGAGGCGCCCCAGAAGGUGCCCCUCCCGCAGGACUUUAACUUUAACAGCCACAACGCAGCAAUCUCACCCGCCAGUGCCUUACCUGCGGACGCCAUGGUUACCAUGGUGACAAACGACCCACACCUCAGCCGGAAGCAGGCCAUCAAGCUGCAGUUUGAGGGACCAACUAGUGCACUGCUCUACAAGCGAGAGACCCCACUGUGAGGUGGAAAUGGCCAGUAAGCAGCUUAAAUAGAAAAAGGAGCACAGAGCUAUUGUCAAGUCUGUGAACUGAACGAUGACAGGAAAAGACUUUGUCACGCCAACUCCUGACCCCCUUCCUGACGAGAAGAAAGAGGCAGUAGCGGAGGAGCGGACGGAGGAGAGGAAGACACACACUGUAGAGGAGAGGAAGGAAAGGAGCGACAGGGAGUUUGAGCGAAAAAAAGUCUAAUGCUGUUUACAUUCCACCACUUCCCCCCUUGUGCCUGGACAGUGUGGAAAGCAGCUGUCACCACCGGUAGCCAACACACACCCGCAUACACACCCGCACACACACACACACGCGCACACACGCGCACACACGCGCACACACGCGCACACGCACACGCACACACACACACACACACACACACACACACACACUACAUGUUAUCAUGGGCUGCCGCCUUCACAAGUGCAUACACACCCCUUAACCCCAUUGACACACGCAAACACACUACACGUAGACGUACACACACACACACACACACACACACACACACACACACACACACACACACACACACACACACACACACACACACACUAUCAUGGGCUGUCGCCUUCGCAAGGACAUACACACCCCUUAACCCCAUUAACACACACACACACACACACACACACACACACACACACACACACACACACACACACACACACACACACACACACACACACACACACACACACACACACACACACACACGUCAUUUACAUUCAUCAGUUCUUCUGUCCUCCAUCUCCACCCAUAACCCUCCUUGUUCACCCCCCCAAGUGGACUCUCCGGCCAUGGACUCCCCCUGCGUCUGCAAGUCAGUCAAAGGGACCAAAGAGGCAGGAAAGGAAACCUUAUGGGACUUCCGAAAGAAAAAAAAAAUCACCCAACCCCUCCCUCCCUCCCUCCCUCCCUCCCUCCCUCCCUCUCAUCUCCCUGGAGUGUGUCUGUCUAGCGCCAGCACUGCAAUGGCCAUAAUUACCAGUGUAACAAAAGGGCUCUGACUACUCACAUACCACAGUGGGACACCAAGUACACAAAACAACCCAAGAAGAAGGAGAAGAAGAAGAAUAAAAGGAAAAAAAGCAAACAACCUAACUGGAAUUUGGGAUUUUUUUUUUCCCCCCCUGGCCCUCUCAAACCAUUUUGUUUUCCUGCUCUUCUCUGCUCUGCUCUGUUUCGCUCCAUACUGAUUUCUGCAUUUGAAAUGCACAAUUUUUCUUAUUGUCAUAACCUCAAUUGAUGUCAUAUUUGUAAGUUAUAAGUUACUGUAUCUCGGAUCUAGGAUUUUUUUUGGUGCUUUCAUCGUGGACGAGAAAAAGGGAAAGAUGGUAAAGCGGAAAGCGUUGGCACUUAACCUUUAUACCUGUGCCUCUAGCGUGUUGGUCUUCUGAAGCGAUCAAUUGACUCAUGGACGAGGAGGAGCAACAAGGCUGAGUAGAACUCAGCAAAGCACAACUGAACUGAGCAGGGAGACCUGUCAACCCGUCGAGAGAGAGAGAGAGAGAGAGAGAGAGAGAGAGAGAUGGAAGGGAAGAGUGGGGAAUUAGCAUUUGAGGACUCGGGCACGUAGGGGAGAUUCUGAGUGUGAACGUCCAUCGCAAAUAUGGGUCAUUUCCAUUUGUUAAGAGAGACACUUUAAUCUACUUACGUUUCCAUUUUCAUAUAUGUAUUCUCUCAACGCAAUGUUACACACCAACUGACCAGGACUUUUAAAUUAAAAGCAUAAUUGUGUUUAACAUGGCUGUUUGUUUUUGAUGCAUAAUUGUUUGGGUGUUUGGAGUUCAUAAAAUACUUU
Molecule: messenger RNA, 7245 nt
Organism: Engraulis encrasicolus (European anchovy)
Lineage: Eukaryota; Metazoa; Chordata; Actinopteri; Clupeiformes; Engraulidae
Gene: ankrd50l
Product: ankyrin repeat domain 50-like
Exons: 8
Coding region: 797-5416 (1539 amino acids)
Molecular function (GO): protein binding
Source: RefSeq, a predicted model, not a curated record